CCCCCUUUGCUCGCAUUGGUGACCUUGUAGAAGGAAGCUUUCAAACGCAGUGCCUCGUAUUUUCCCAUUAGUAAGCAAAGUGGAUGACUCCAGGCCGUAUUCAGUGGAAUCUAGGUCGGGUUUUCCCACGAGUCCGACUGGGGUGUAGAGUCCAAGGCAUUCGUUAUUUUGCUGUGAACAACCCGCAGAGCCCAAGGGAGCGUCUCCGGGUUCAAGCAGCGUUUAGAGGACAGUAUUUAGAUUAUUUGGCUGAUAUACAUUUCCAACAUGAUGAGCCACUUUGUUGAGCUAUCAUUUGUGAUGGGCAGGUCGCUUUGAAAAAAUAACAUAACAGCUCAGUGGAGCAUUACACUUGGUAAAAUAAAACAUAUUUUAGUUUUAUUCGUAUUUUGUAACAAUAAUGGUGAACACUGAUGGUCAUUUGCGUUGCUGCGUGUGUAUGCGUGUUGAGUAGCCUUGCGUGUGAAUGUGAAACAACAACGCAGGUGAAGUAAGCGGUGGGUGCGGCUGUGAAUGGUCGGCACGGGAAUCGCCAUUCUCGGACAAGGCGAGAGUGAGAGACGGUGACAUCGCCAGCAAUGGGUGAUAGAGGCAGGUAGAGUUUGUGAUCGAUUCACACUGCUAGCAAAAGGCUCAAGAUUCCAGGAUAGGUCAACGGAGGCUACAGACAAAUUCCAUCUCGGAUGCUACAAUGACAUUCACGCAACUCGUCACGUUGGGGUAAUUACCUGGAGAUGAAGUUACAGGACAUCAUGACAUAUCUACAACUAUGCCAACAAUUUAUUAAAAUUUUCCUUGGUAAGGCUCACUGAGCUGUGUAGCUCUUCUUAAAAAAAACCUGGCCACAAAUAAUAGUUCAACGAAAUGUAUUGCGGCCAACUACGCUAAAUGCGUGAUGUUGAUUGUAAAUGUUGAGGGAAAAACCGGAGAACCCGGGGAAAAAUGAACGUGACCACGGAGAGAGACGCAAAUUUUAAAUAUAAAGCAUGCGUUAGGGUCAUGAUCAAACCCACGACCUCCUGUAUACCGGGCAAGAGAGAUAACAUCUUGCCACCAACGUGCUGUAGAAGGAUGAGUUUAUCUCUCGACACUCAUCGCAUGAAUGAGCCACCGCAGUUGAGCCUCACCGAUUGAUAUUAACAGCACUAAUUUAUUUAAAUGUCGAGGUGUGUACAGUAGCCGUGUUCACCUUGAGGCUGCUGUUUUCACACCUCGGGCGCGGGUUCACAUUCCAGCCAGUGACUCGUGAUGUCAGUGACGACAAUGGAAAUAUUUUACAUGUUUUACUUCCUUCACCGUCGCUAUAAGAGAGAGGUCCUGGUCCAGCGUCUCUCUGAGCCACACAGCGAGCGAUCCCAGCGAAGCCAUGGGUCAUGGCGAGCACGACUCCCAGUGAGAGUGUGGAUAGUGAGCUACGCUGCUCCAUCUGCCUGGACACGUUCGUCUGCCCCUCCACGCUGAGCUGCGGACACUCGUUCUGCCUGCAGUGCCUGGAGGCCGCCUGGGAGACGGCGAGCAGCUUCAGCUGCCCGCAGUGCCGAGCGACCUUCCCUGUGCGACCCCAGCUGAGGAGGAACGUGACCCUCGCCAAUCUAGCGGAGCAGCUCAGAGUUGGAGUUGGGAUGGCCGCCGCCAUCGUGUGUGACAACUGCAGGGAUGGCCAAACUCCUGCAGUGAAGACCUGCGUGAGAUGCGAGACGUCCUACUGUGCGACGCACUUGAAGCCUCACUUGGAGAAUCCCAGGUUGAGAGAACACCUCCUGGUGGCUCCCAUCGCCAACCUGGAGGAGCGACGAUGCGGAGAGCACAGCAGGGAGCUGGAAUUCUACUGCACAGUAGACAGCAACCUGGUCUGCUCAACUUGCACCAUCGCAGGUGAACACAAAAGACAUGAUGUCACCACGCUGAAGAAGGAGCACGAGACACGGAAGGUGAGGCCCCCGAGAGUAGGGGAGGAGACGCGAGCAGUGGAGGAGAAGAGGAAGAAGGCGGAGGAGUCCGUGAAGCGGAUGGAGGCCGCUCGCAAGGAGGUUCAGGUGCCGUGUCUGGGUCUGGCUCUUUGACCCCCGUGACCUCCACCCACCGCGGAAGUGGUGAAGGUCAAAAUGCAUUCAUGCCAACUUUGUGCAGCUUCAUAACUUUGAUGCCUCUUAGUUUAAUUGAAUCAUUCACUUUUGAACUCAAUAUUAACUACAAGGGGGUUGCAUGUUUACCGCAUUCGAUAACCGCAUUUGAUAACCGCAUUGGUGAGUCUGCCGCGAGGUCGGGUUACUAGGCUUGGCGUCUUCCACUCCUGUGGCAAAACAUUUUUAGAGAGUGCCACGGAUUGUCGGGGUGGAGCUGUGGUGCAGCUAUUGCGCUGCAUGGGAGGUCGUGCACCGGCAUGGACGCAGAGGCACGAACACCACACAGCUGCACCUCACACCGUCCCUAAUCGCGUCACCAGAGUUUAUUUAAACUAUUAUUUGAUCAGGCAAUGCCCCACUGAGCUAUGUAGAUUUUUCCGA
This is a messenger RNA of Petromyzon marinus (sea lamprey), 2507 nucleotides long. The record is from RefSeq and is a predicted model, not a curated record. Lineage: Eukaryota; Metazoa; Chordata; Hyperoartia; Petromyzontiformes; Petromyzontidae.